GUUAGAAAACAUUCUGCAAUUGUUGAUGAUGAAAAAUAUUAGAAAAAUCUGUUUUUAAGUUAUUCAAGACAGCGAAAAAUGUUUAAAAACAACUAUGACGUUAAUGAGACAAUAAGGCGAAUACGUAGACUAAUUGAUGGCAAAUUAACUUACCGGAAACUUUUUGUCAUCAUAGUUUGUUCUUGUGUUUUCUUCCUUUGGUUGCUGAGCCGAUUUUUCUUUGGCAAUGAGAGAACCGGACCAAAAGACUCUCUUAGUUCAUGCAUCGAUGAUAGCAUAACGCCACGCACUUACUCAGAAUUCGAUUAUGGAAACGUCAAUAUUUUCGGUAUUGAUGGUUUCGGUGUUCAAGACAUUCCUUAUGUUGGAAACGGUAUCUUUGGAUUAGAAGUAGCACAAGAUGCCCAAUUAUUCAUAAAAGAAGGACGAGCCUUAUUACUACAAGUUCCCUUUGCUCCAAUUGUUUCAAUAGCAAAGAAUCAAGAAGCAGUCAAAGAAGCUUCCGUCGUCGAAUACUUAAAUGGUUUGGUGAAUCGUCAUCAAUGUUUCGACGACUUUCAAGUCAAAUAUCUUUAUUAUGCACAUCGUAAUUACCCUUCAGUGUUUGUGCAAGAAAUUCAAAUCAAGAAUUAUCGAAAUCAACUCGUCGAUCUCAAUUUAGUGCUGCCAAGAAUUGUUGGCGAUUGGUCAGUCGCAACUUCGCAAAUUGUUAAAAUUCAGCAUGGCUCGAAGUUGGUUGAUUAUCAAGUAAUUACUGGCCAUGUACCUUCUUUAAUUAGCAAGAAAAUUCGAGCUGUUUCGAUUGUUUAUCGUUUAAUUCCCAAAGUUUUGACACUCAACAAGAAAGGAAACACAAAUUUAAUUCUUUUGACAACAAUAAAUUAUUCGAAACCAAUCAACAAGGAGCAAUACAACCAAGAGAAGGAUUUUGUUCAAAAAUCAGCAAUUGAUGCGAUGAAGAAAAUUCUAGAAGAGCAUGUAGUGGAAGCUGCCGGCGAUGCUUUAUAUGAUUUCAGAAAGCAACACACAAAAGUUUGGAAUUCUUUAUGGCAAACCGGAUUUUACAUUUCAACAUCAAAAGCUGAAAAUGCUCUUAAUGGUGAUAAGAUUAAUGCAACAAUGUAUAAAGUGUUAUCGCAUAAUCGAGCUUAUGAAUACGAGGAAUCAAUAACACCACAAAGAAAGAAUCAAAUCGCGCACGAUUUGGCAUACGCUGAAGGAUGUUACGACAGUUACCACACACUGCAAGCUGAGAACUUAUGGAAGAGCAUGUCGACGAUAAAAGAUGCAAACAUGGUUGUUCAAUCGUGGAUGUUAACACUGGAAAAGCAAGGUUGUCAUAAUCUUAUCAGAGCUGGUGCCAGUGGAAUCAUCCAGUCAAUGGUUCUGUCAUUCGGAGGCUUCAGCUUCAGCAAUCAACAUCUCGAAUUCAACAUUCAUCCCAAAUUUCUUCAUCGUGACUUUUCAUUUAGACGAUUAAAUUAUGGCAACAUGACGCACGUUAACGUGACUGUGAGAGUUCGUGAUGACAACAAAGCUGAAAUUGAAGUUGCGCUUGAUAGAUCUGAUCGCAAUUAUUAUGCAUGCGAUGGUGGAUGUUUGGACACGCCAGUUCAACUUGGACCUGACAAGAGAAUCUUUCCAGUGAAAUUGACUGAACCACUGACAUCAAUUCUUUAUAUAACAUCUGAUAAACAGCAUAUGGAGGAUUUAAGACAUGCAAUUCAUGUGAAGGAGAUUGCAGAAGCUCCAGCUCACGAGCAUCAUGUGAUAUUCUUACACAAACACGGGAGUAACCUUGGAGGCUUACCGACAUUCUUUUGGAUUGCCAUCUGUGCAAUCAUUGUCAUCUUCCAUGUUUUCUUAUGCAAACUCAUCGUUAAAGAAUACUGCGAGCCUCCAGAAAUUAAACGAUAUCGUUACAGUAAACCUUAAUUUGAUGUUGUGAAUGAAUGACGAGACACUUGAUGAUCUUCUGACGCUACUUUUAUCCUGAAUUGUAAGAUUGAAAUUGAGUUGAUGCGAAUGUGUUUUUGUAAAUAAUUUAAAUGUUAUAAAAAUUAAUAAAACUUCUGAUGUGCGAUGAAAUUUUAAAAAACAAAAAUUAAUUUUUUGAAUUUUUCUUUUUAUUAUUUUUUUCACAAUUUUUUAUUUCACAAUUUUCCUUUCUUUUUCCCUUUCAU
Molecule: messenger RNA, 2183 nt
Organism: Clunio marinus
Lineage: Eukaryota; Metazoa; Arthropoda; Insecta; Diptera; Chironomidae
Source: the annotation of a GenBank genome assembly